Molecule: messenger RNA, 1047 nt
Organism: Pararge aegeria (speckled wood butterfly)
Lineage: Eukaryota; Metazoa; Arthropoda; Insecta; Lepidoptera; Nymphalidae
Product: macrophage mannose receptor 1-like
Exons: 7
Coding region: 13-960 (315 amino acids)
Source: RefSeq, a predicted model, not a curated record
AUAGCAUUCAAGAUGAAGCGAAUUUUGACGUGCCUACUCGUGUUUGCAUUUGUGACUAUAUCGAAUUGCAAGCAGUUCCGAUGCGACUACAAGUAUUUCAACAAAGCAGAUGGAUGGCUGAAACUUCACAGGAUUCCUGCGAACUGGCACGAAGCAAGACUACGGUGUCACCUCGAAGGAAGCAAAUUGGCGUCACCGCUGAACCAUAAUCUGGCAUCAGCUAUGCUGUCUGUAGUAACGGAGGCAUCAAUCAAGUGUGGACUUUACACUGGCAUCCACGCUUUCUUCUCUAAAGGCGAUUUCCAUUCCAUUGAAGGCAUACCUCUCUCCAAGAUACCUCACACGUGGGCAGAAGGUGAACCUGACAACGACAACGAUAGCGAAAGCUGCUUAUUGAUGCUGAGCACUGGGGAGCUUGCUGAUGUCAACUGCUCGGAACCUCUGCCGUACCUGUGCUACCGAAAAAGCAGAAGAGCAGUCCUGAACAGCUGCGGGACUGUCGAUAAUGAGUACACGUUUGAGUCUCGAACCGGAAGCUGUUACAAAUUUCACAAAGUGCCGCGUACUUGGUCGCGAGCAUAUAUGGCCUGCACUGCGGAGGGCGGGCAUUUGGCAAUCAUCAACAGCGAUACGGAGGCUCAAGUAAUCAAGGAACUCUUUGGAAAGAAUCCAGCGGGUUCCAUGAGAGGUAACUUCUGGAAAGACGUCGCUUUUGUCGGAUUCCACGACUGGGGUGAACAUGGAGAAUUUUUAACCAUCGAAGGUCAGACGUUAGAAGAGGCUGGUUACGCCAAGUUCUCUGGUGGUGAGCCGAAUAACGCCACUACAGGAGAAUACUGCGGUGCGGUGUACCGUAGUGCGUUGUUAGACGACCUGUGGUGCGAAAAUAAGUACGCGUUCAUAUGCGAGAUGAGUCCAGAUAGCUUGCUUUGCGAGGACUCUAAUGAGGAUAGCCAAUAGCUUUUAUCAUCCAACCACACUUGCUCUUAUAACACCGACGUAAUGUUGAUCAAUGAAAGUUAUUAAACGUGUUUUAUGCAAACUUAC